Molecule: messenger RNA, 876 nt
Organism: Penicillium arizonense
Lineage: Eukaryota; Fungi; Ascomycota; Eurotiomycetes; Eurotiales; Aspergillaceae
Exons: 5
Coding region: 1-876 (291 amino acids)
Molecular function (GO): hydrolase activity
Source: RefSeq, a predicted model, not a curated record
AUGUAUGGCGUGAUCGCCAAAAUAAUCUGGGCAUUUGCCAGUCUACUGCUGAGGCAGUCUCAUGCGCAAGCGCCGGAUGAAUGUGCGAUGGUUCACGCCAUAAUAGCCCGGGGCCAAGGUGGCGGCGACGAUCUGAAUGUGAUGAGCACACUGUCGGACCUGAUCCUCCAGCAGAUCCCGGGAUCGACCACCGUUGGCUUACCCUACGACCAUGAAAAUGUUCUAAGCAAUGAGGCUAAGCGGCUCACAGUUCAUGACGGUGCAGUUCUAAUGCAGGAGUUUAUUGGGGAGUAUAGCGAAAGCUGCCCCGAGACUAAGCUUGUAGUAGUUGGCUAUUCAAUGGGCGCGAUUGUCAUGAUGGAUGCCAUUUGCGGAACUAGUCAGGUUGGGUUUUUCUUCGUCGCUCCUCUUAAACGAAGUUACAAUGAGUCAAUCAUAGCUGCCAUCGCAUAUGGUGAUGAAACUUACCUCCCCGGAAUGCCCUGGAACGUGGAUUCUAAGGCCGAUAGCUAUUUUGACAGCUGGUCUAGCAACCUCGAUAAUGCCUCCACAGAAACCCGGCACAGCUUAGUCCUCAAGUAUGAGACUAAUUUCGAGGUCAAUGUUAAGAGUGAUGAUGGCAUAGUGACCUCACGUUUAAUCGUUUGUAAACACGGUGAAGCCAUAAUUCAGAGGCCGAAGUUCUCAGCAUCCCCUGAUGCCCACCGCCUCUACUCAAGCCCCCCGAGAUCAUCGCCACGACCACCACCCGCGCCCCAAUCCCGCUCCAAUUUCCCAGUCAUCCCCAUCAUCGCCCUUCUCGCAAUCAGCUCAGGCGCCUACGUCCUCCUAGUCAAAUCCCGCACCGGCCAAGCCCCAACCCGCAAGGAAUUCUAA